AUGGAACAAGUAGCAGGGUCACCCCGCCCAAAUUUCCUUCAACGGCUACCUCAAGAACUCCAAGCACAGAUCCUGUCAUGUCUCGCCUCACCAUCGGAUCAGCCAUCAGUUUAUGCUCUGCUUCGCACCUGCAAACAGCUCUAUGGUGUAGCCCUGCCCUUCCUGCUACGCACCUUUCGAAAUAUACCUCCGCAAAGCACCGGCUUCUGCUCUGAGCGCCGCAAUGCACAGUUUCUACGUUGUGUUCUGGCUAUGAAGCCUGAACUAGCAAGGCUUGUUCAUGUUCUGAUCCUUGGCUCGUUCUCCACAGAUCCCAACAUGGGCUACGAUGCCCCAGCUAUGGAUGAGGAUAUGGAUGGGAGAGAAAGACAAGAAAGCCCAAUAUUCGAUGAGUACAGCCCGGAAGAGCUUGACACUGCCGAUGAAUGGAUUAGGGACUUGGAAAUGGGUUGCAGCGAUGCUCAGCUUGCGCUCAUUCUUACUUCUUGUCCAAAUAUCCACAGCCUCUACUUUGAGACCUCCCACGACCAGCGUCACUUUAUUCGUGUUAUACAACUUGCAAAGAAGCCGAUUACCGCCCUCGGGGCUAGCCUACAGCCUCCCCUGUCUCGACUUCGUCACAUCUACUUUGAGGCCCACGAGUCUUUAGAUGGUUACCAUGAGGAAACCAACACCGACCAUAGCCCUGACACCUUCCUCAAGCUGCCUGGGCUCCUGUCCUUUGAGGGCGUCAAUAUCAGGGGGGGCAACGACGUAGGAUGGUGGUUUCAACAACUCCCGGCCAGGUCCUUACCUCUGCAAGACAUUGCUCUUCGCCGAUCCUACAUCUCUCCACCCAUGCUCCAAAGCAUGCUAGGCGCCUGCAAGGCGGUCAAGCGACUUGAAAUCACACGCGGGUUCUAUGAUGGAAGCCCGGUGGAGGAGCUGCUGCCGCAGCAUAUACUCAGGGCUAUCCUACCACAUGCAGAUUCCCUCGAGAUCCUUCACCUCAACAUGGCGGAGGAAUGGCCCUGGCUAGGUCUUCCCAGUGAACAUGAGUUGUUCUACAUGGGUACUCAGCUUCAUCAAAUGAUAGCUCUCAAGAGACUCAUAACGGGGAUGCGUUCUCUUACUGGUUUAUUCAAUGGAUAUACUCCCGAUAAUAACGACGAUGACAGUGACGCCGCAUCACUGCAACUGGAUGGAGCUCCAAGGCUAAUAGACUGCCUCCCAGAUAAUCUGGAGUAUCUCGAGAUCCAUCGAUCUAACGAGUUAAUUCUAGAUCAGAUCCAGCAACUCAUCCUAGCCAUUCAGGAAGGGAAUCGCUUUAAAAAGCUAAAGCAUGUUAAGCUGCUUUUUAGCGAUAGAGAUCCCGACAAGAUGCAGCUCAAUUACGACCCUUCGAUUGUGCAUAUCGAACUUAUAUCCCAGUCCCUUGAAAAUCGCAUUUACGAUCUCAUUCCAGCAUUCAAAAAAGGCAAUCACCGAGUAGAAGCCAUCUGCUCCCCAAUACACAGCCCAGAUCUUCGGACACAGUGGCUUGACAUCCGGGGCAGCAAUACGGGGUUUGCAUCGACCGACUUUGAGCUUUACGAAGCACCGGGAAUCAGGCUAUCUCAGGAGAAGCCACAUCGGCCAAGGCCAGCCGACUAUCUGCCAAGUAUCUUGGCGACGCAAACCGACGAGUACUGGCGUGAGGUGGAUCCCGAGGUCGCCGUUCUGAGAGAGGCAUAUGCAGCCUUUGUGAACAACCAAAACCAGCCAUAG
Molecule: messenger RNA, 1746 nt
Organism: Clonostachys rhizophaga
Lineage: Eukaryota; Fungi; Ascomycota; Sordariomycetes; Hypocreales; Bionectriaceae
Source: the annotation of a GenBank genome assembly